GAUAAAGCUGGACAGCUGGGGAGACCACAGUUUCAGGCUGUGUGCGACUUCUCACCUACCUGCAGUAGGCAACAUGCCUUUGGUCCUACUUUCUAUCCUCUGGCUCAUCACUCCAACUCAAGCAAUGGCCAUAAAGCAAACACCUGAAUUAGAGCUCUAUGAAGUAGUUCGCCCUAAAAAACUACACAUUUUACACAAAAGGGAGAUACAAAACAACCAGACAGAGAAUGGCAAAGAGGACAGAUAUGAACCUGAACUUCAGUAUCAGAUUACAUUAAAUGGAGAAGAAGUUGUUCUUCACCUACAAAAAAGCAAACAUCUCUUGGGGCCAGACUACACCGAAACGUAUUACUCACCCGGAGGGGAGAAAAUCACUACAAGCCCUCAGAACAUGGAGCAUUGCUACUAUAAAGGACACAUCCUCAAUGAAAAGGAUUCUGUUGCCAGCAUUAGUCUUUGCGAUGGGUUGAGAGGAUACUUCGCAUAUCAUGACCAAAGAUACAUGAUAAAGCCUCUGAAAAGUACAGACCAAGAAGAACAUGCUGUCAUCACAUAUAACCAGGAAGAGCUUGACCUGGCUAAUCACACCUGUGGUGUAAGAAGUGUUGGCAGGAAACAAGGCCAUGUUCGAACCUCUAGGUCACUCAAUAGCCCGGAGCAAGAAGACUUUCUUCAGGCUGAGAAAUACAUUGAUCUCUUUUUGGUGCUGGAUAAUGCCUUCUACAACAUAUAUAAGGGGAAUCUAACUUUGAUAAGAAGCUUUUUGUUUGAUGUGAUGAACCUACUCAAUGUGAUCUAUAAAACAAUAGAUGUUCAAGUGGCAUUGGUGGGUAUGGAAAUCUGGUCUGACGCUGAUAAGAUAAAGGUGGUACCCAACACAGGUGCCACCUUUAACAACUUUCUGAAUUGGCAUCGUUCCAACCUGGAGAAAAUGAAGAUACACGAUCAUGCACAGCUACUCAGUGGAAUUGACUUCACCAAUCGACGUGUAGGAAUGGCAGCCACGAAUUCCUUGUGUUCCCCAUCUUCAGUUGCUGUUAUUGAGGCUAAGAGAAAGAAUAGUGUGUCUCUUGUAGGAGUGAUGUCACAUGAAUUAGGUCAUGUCCUUGGUAUGCCUGAUGUUCCAUAUUACACCAAGUGUCCCUCAGGGAGUUGUGUGAUGAAUCAAUAUCUGAGCUCAAAAUUCCCAAAAGAUUUCAGUACAUCCUGCCGUGCACAUUUUGAGAAAUACAUUUUAUCUCAAAAACCAAAGUGCCUGCUACAAGCACCAAUUCCUAAGAAUAUAAUAACAAAGCCCGUGUGUGGGAACCAACUUCUGGAAGUAGGAGAAGAUUGUGAUUGUGGCCCUCCUAAGAAAUGUUCCAAUCCUUGCUGUGAGGCCACGACCUGUAAAUUAAAAUCUGGAGCUGACUGUAGAGGAGCCACUCUGAACCAUAUCAUACAGUGAAUCAAAAAAUCUCCUUCAUUGAGAUGCUACUUGCCGGGACAAGAAUCAAGAGAUCUAAACUCACCAGAAAUCUUGUGUAUUUUCACUGUUGCAUUUAGAUAUAUAUUCCAUUUGGAAUUGUACUUCUUCUAUUUUUAUCAGCCUAGCCAACAGGUAGAGGAAUUCAGAGAAAUUGCCUGUUUUCUAAAGUCUGAUCUUCAAUGUAUUUUUAAGGAUGGUGAAGCUAACUCUGCUCUUUGGGGAACAAAAGAAAUUAGCCUUUGACCAAAACGCCUCAAGGUGCCACCGAAUUAAACAGGCUCAAUUAAGAACUGUGAAGCUACAAGUGACUGACAUUUUUACCCCAACCUCAUUUUGCUUGUGUAGCCCAUGGCAGAGCAAGUCCACUCGAUGAGAGAAGCUUUGGCAGAAGAAGGGAGAACAGAAUUCACCUGUCAUUUUAUUACCCUUCAGUAUUCUACUUAUCUUGUUCUUAGAAGUGUGGUAUUUGUCCAUAUCAUGUCAAGACUAAUUACAUAGAAACAUAUUGCAUUUCAUCAUGUAUGAUCCUUUCUCACCAUCACAUGUAAUGCUAAUUUUGAGAAGGCUUCACGCUCACAUUUUGAUUUACUAUCAAAGAAUGUUUUAUUCAUCCAUUGAUGGAAUAUACACCUUACUGUCAAUGAAUAAAACCGCAAAUGUUUGAGA
This is a messenger RNA of Felis catus (domestic cat), 2134 nucleotides long. RefSeq names its product ADAM like decysin 1 (gene ADAMDEC1). Lineage: Eukaryota; Metazoa; Chordata; Mammalia; Carnivora; Felidae. The record is from RefSeq and is a predicted model, not a curated record. The coding region runs from base 74 to 1447 and encodes 457 amino acids. The transcript is spliced from 14 exons. Gene Ontology annotation, biological process: proteolysis. Gene Ontology annotation, molecular function: metalloendopeptidase activity.